AUGGCCGCCGUCAAGCGGCACAAGCCGACGCUUCUUGAUCCAAGCUUGCCUUCAGAGAGAAUCUUCAGUGCUCUGUUUCGCGGCGACCUGCUGUUUGUACAAAGUGCAUCACCCUACUUCGAUUGGCAGAAGGUGAGCUUGAAGUAUGGCACCACGCUCCAGGCAGUCGUGGCUGGCGCAAUCUGGGAUUUCGAUGAAUCCGACCGGAAGUUUGAAGAGCGAAUGGAGCUUCUCUCCUGGUGCAUCUCUCGAGGUGCCGAUCCGGAUCAGCAUUCGCAUGAGAAGGUCUUCGGAAGAGUACCGCUGGACACCACUGAUCUGUGUCUCGCAGGGAGCUCUGCCAGAUCCCUCGUACGCACUGUCGAUACCAUCUGCUUCGAUGACUUCAUCUCAGACUGUGACCCCCAGGCUUUGCUGCCGGGACGCCUGAAAGCGAUGCAGCAGUUGCUGGCAAGAGCAGUAGAUCGGCCAAAGUGCCAUCUGGUUGUCGAGUCGGUCGUGGGCCACAUGUGGGCCGAGAUCUGCCGAGACCCGGAGUUCGCCGAUGUCACCAUCCUCAGCCGGCCCAUGACAGAGAGAAAGCUGCGCUGCGUCUUCCUUGCCCACUCUGUGCUUCUUUGCCAUGCCUCGCCAGUUUUCAAGGCGAUGUUGACAAACAAGGCAUGGCAAGAAGGUGGGAACCAUCGCAUUGUCUUGGAUGAGCCCCCGGCGGCUGUGAACACCUUCCUCUCGCUGCUUUACAGCGGGUGCUUUCCAGAGGAGGAGUGCAGCUGCCAAGACAUCGUCACUGUGGCUGAGAUGGCCGACAAGUACCAGGUGGAGCGCAUGAUCCCUGGAUUGUUGUCCCAGAUGAGGAGUCGAAUGACGGUUGACAACUUCGCGAGCAUUUGCUCCUACGCUUUGAAAUACAUCGACUUGGCCUUGAUCCGCGACUGCGAGACCUUCGUACAGGAGAAGGCCCGCCAAGGCGAGAUUCGCCCGGACGAGCGUUGGUGCAACGCAACGCACGAGACGAUGAACUUCAUCGUUGACACCUUGAACCUCUAUGCCUUGACCGUCAAGAGACGGAUUCUGUGA
This is a messenger RNA of Symbiodinium sp. CCMP2592, 1077 nucleotides long. Lineage: Eukaryota; Dinophyceae; Suessiales; Symbiodiniaceae. The record is from the annotation of a GenBank genome assembly.